UCGUCCCUCCUCGCCCAUCGGCUCGUCCCUUCUCGCCGCUGCACCAUGGGCGAAGCUCUGAUGGCCGAGUUGGGGAAGGCGGCUCCUUUCCUGAGGAAGUCGGACAAGGAGCGUCUGGAAGCUCAGACCAGGCUGUUUGAUAUCAAGACCGAGUGCUUCGUGGUGGACGAUAAGGUGGAGUACGUGAAAGGACAGAUCCAGAGCAAAGACGGGGGGGCGGUGACGGUCAAGAAGGAGGACGGCACCACGGUCACCGUCAAGGAGCUGGACGUCCACCCACAGAAUCCGCCCAAGUACGAUAAAAUUGAAGACAUGGCGAUGUUCACGUUCCUCCACGAGCCGGCCGUGCUGUUCAACCUCAAAGAGCGCUACGCCGCCUGGAUGAUCUACACCUACUCCGGGCUCUUCUGUGUCACGGUCAACCCCUACAAGUGGCUCCCCGUCUACGAUGCCGAGGUGGUGGCAGCUUACCGCGGGAAGAAGAGGACCGAGGCGCCGCCGCACAUCUUCUCCAUCUCUGACAACGCCUACCAGUACAUGCUGACCGACAGGGAGAACCAGUCCGUCCUCAUCACCGGGGAAUCCGGAGCUGGGAAGACCGUGAACACCAAAAGAGUGAUCCAGUACCUUGCCAGCAUCGCCGCAGUGGGCAAGAGAGACCCGAGCAAGGGGACGCUGGAGGACCAGAUCGUCCAGGCCAACCCGGCGCUGGAGGCUUUCGGCAACGCCAAAACGCUGAGAAACGACAACUCGUCUCGUUUUGGAAAAUUCAUCCGCAUUCACUUCGGGAUGAGCGGGAAGCUGUCGUCCGCCGACAUCGAGACCUACCUGCUGGAGAAGUCCCGGUGCACCUUCCAGCUCAAGGCUGAGAGGAACUACCACAUCUUCUACCAGAUCCUGUCCAAUCAGAAGCCAGAGCUGCUGGACAUGCUGCUGAUCACCAACAACCCGUACGACUACGCCUACAUCUCCCAAGGGGAGGUCACCGUCGCCUCCAUCAACGACUCGGAGGAGCUGCUGGCCACCGACAGCGCCUUCGACGUGCUGGGCUUCACCGCAGAGGAGAAGACGGGCAUCUAUAAACUCACCGGCGCCAUCAUGCACUUCGGCAACAUGAAGUUCAAACAGAAGCAGCGCGAGGAGCAGGCGGAGUCCGACGGCACGGAGGCGGCCGAUAAGACGGCGUACCUCAUGGGCCUGAACUCCGCCGACAUCAUCAAGGGGCUGUGCCACCCCAGAGUCAAGGUGGGGAAUGAGUACGUCACCAAAGGCCAGAGUGUGGACCAGGUCUACUACUCCCUCGGUGCUCUGGCCAAGUCAGUGUAUGAGAAGAUGUUCAACUGGAUGGUGGUGAGGAUCAACCACUCCCUGGAGACCAAGCAGCCUCGCCAGUCCUUCAUAGGAGUGCUGGACAUCGCGGGAUUCGAGAUCUUUGACUUCAACACCUUUGAGCAGCUGUGCAUCAACUACACCAACGAGAAGCUGCAGCAGUUCUUCAACCACCACAUGUUUGUUCUGGAACAAGAAGAGUACAAGAAAGAGGGCAUUGAUUGGGUGUUCAUUGACUUCGGGAUGGACUUACAAGCUUGCAUCGACCUCAUCGAGAAGCCGCUGGGCAUCCUGUCGAUCCUGGAGGAGGAAUGCAUGUUUCCCAAAGCCAGUGACCAGACCUUCAAGUCCAAGCUCUAUGAUAACCACCUGGGAAAGAACAAGAUGUUUGAGAAGCCCAGGGCUGCUAAGGGGAAAGCAGAGGCUCAUUUCGCCCUGGUCCACUAUGCCGGCACGGUGGACUACAACAUCGGCAACUGGCUGGUCAAGAACAAAGACCCCCUGAAUGAGACCAUGGUCAGCCUGUACCAGAAGUCCUCUCUGAAGCUGCUCAGCCUGCUGUUCUCCAGCUAUUCAGGAAGUGACGGCGCUGACAAAGCCAGCGGCAAAGGAGCCAAGAAGAAGGGUUCCUCGUUCCAGACGGUGUCGGCUCUUCACAGGGAGAACCUGAACAAGCUGAUGAGCAACCUGAAGACCACACAUCCCCACUUUGUCCGCUGUCUGAUUCCUAAUGAGAAGAAAACCCCCGGGGUCAUGGACCACUGCCUGGUGAUGCACCAGCUGCGCUGUAACGGUGUCCUGGAAGGCAUCCGGAUCUGCAGGAAGGGUUUCCCCAACCGGGUGCACUAUGGAGACUUCAAACAGCGGUACAGGGUUCUGAAUGCCUCCGCCAUCCCUGAAGGCCAGUUCAUCGACUGCAAGAAGAGUGCAGAGAAGCUGCUGGGAUCCCUGGACAUCGACCACACUCAGUACCGGUUUGGGAACACCAAAGUCUUCUUUAAAGCCGGUCUGCUGGGGAUGCUGGAAGAGAUGCGCGAUGAGCAACUCUCUCGAAUCAUCACCAGGAUUCAGGCUAACGCUCGGGCCGUCCUGAUGAGGGCAGAGUUUGCUAAGCUAGUGGAGCGCAGAGAUGCCCUGAUGCUCAUCCAGUGGAACCUCCGCUCUUUUCUGGGUGUAAAGAACUGGCCCUGGAUGAAGCUCUUCUUCAAGAUCAAACCACUGCUGAAGAGCGCCGAGUCUGAGAAGGAGAUGGCCAACAUGAAGGACGAGUUCAACAACAUGAAAGAAGCUCUGCAGAAAUCAGAAGCAAGGCGGAAGGAACUGGAGGAGAAAAUAGUGACUCUUCUCCAAGAGAAGAAGGAUCUGACUCUGCAUAUUCAGUCCGAAGAGGACACGCUGGCGGACGCUGAAGAGCGCUGUGAACAGCUCAUCAAGAGCAAGAUUCAGCUGGAGGCCAAGCUGAAAGAGACGGCGGAGAGGCUGGAGGACGAGGAGGAGCUGAACGCAGAGCUCACAGCGAAGAAGCGGAAGCUGGAGGACGAAUGCUGCGAAGUGAAGAAAGACAUCGACGAUCUGGAGUUGACUUUGGCAAAGGUGGAGAAAGAGAAACACGCCACCGAGAAUAAGGUGAAGAACCUGACGGAGGAGAUGGCUUCCCAGGAUGAAAACAUCACCAAGCUCACCAAGGAGAAGAAGGCCCUUCAGGAGGCUCACCAGCAGACACUGGAUGACCUUCAGAGUGAAGAAGACAAAGUCAACAGCUUAAACAAAGCCAAGGUGAAGUUGGAGCAACAAGCGGACGACCUGGAGGGGUCGCUGGAGCAGGAGAAGAAGCUCCGCAUGGACCUCGAGCGCUCCAAGAGGAAGUUUGAGGGAGACCUGAAACUGACUCAGGAGAGUCUGGUGGACCUAGAAAACGACAAGCAGCAGCUGGAGGAGAAAUUCCAAAAAAAAGAUUUUGAGAUGGUCCAAAUAGUUUCCAGACUAGAAGAUGAGCAGGUUGCUUCUGUUCAGCUCCAGAAGAAGCUGAAAGAAAACCAGGCGAGGAUGGAGGAGCUGGAGGAGGAGCUGGAGGCGGAGCGGGCCGCCCGGGCCAAAGCGGAGCAGCAGCGCUCCGACCUGUCGCGCGAGCUGGAGGACAUCAGCGAGCGGCUGGAGGAGGCGGGCGGAGCCACGUCGGCUCAGGUGGAGAUGAACAAAAAGAGAGACGCGGAAUUCCAGAAGCUGCGCAGAGAGCUGGAGGAGUCGACGCUGCAGCACGAGGCCACCGCCGCCGCCCUGAGGAAGAAGCACGCCGACAGCGUGGCGGAGCUGGGAGAACAGAUCGACAACCUGCAGCGGGUGAAGCAGAAGCUGGAGAAGGAAAAGAGCGAGCUGAAGCUGGAGCUGGACGACGUGUCUGCCAGCAUGGAGGGUGUGGCCAAGGCCAAGUCCAACAUGGAGAAGAUGUGCCGGACAAUGGAAGACAACAUGAACGAGUACAAGAGCAGAUACCAGGAAGGCCAGCGCGCCGCCAGCGACCUGAGCGCCCAGAGGGCCAGGCUGCUGGCGGAGAACGGAGAGUUUGGCCGUCAGCUGGAGGAGAAGGAGAGUCUGGUCUCACAGCUGACCAGAGGAAAGAACUCGUACAACCAGCAGGUGGAAGAUCUACGCCGACAGCUGGAGGAAGAAGUCAAGGCGAAGAACGCCCUCGCCCACGCCACGCAGUCCGCUCGCCACGACUGUGAUCUGCUCCGAGAGCAGCUUGAAGAGGAGCAGGAGGCCAAGGCGGAGCUGCAGAGGGCGCUGGCCAAGUCCAACACCGAGGUCUCCGCGUGGAGGACCAAAUACGAAACCGAUGGCAUCCAGAGAACAGAGGAACUGGAGGAAGCCAAGAAGAAGCUGGUUCAAAGACUGCAGGAGGCCGAGGAGGCCAUCGAGGCAGCGAACGCAAAGUGUUCCUCCCUCGAGAAGACCAAGCACCGCCUCCAAAAUGAAAUCCAAGACCUGAUGCUGGACCUCGAGAAGUCCAAUGCCGCGUCUGCAGUGCUGGACAAAAAGCAGAGGGCCUUUGACAAAGUCAUGGCCGAAUGGAAGCAGAAGUUGGAGGAGUCCCAGUGUGAGCUGGAGGCCGCUCAAAAGGAAUCUCGGUCUCUGAGCACGGAACUUUUCAAACUGAGGAACGCCUACGAGGAGUCUCUGGAUCAGCUUGAGACGAUGAAGAGGGAGAACAAGAACCUCCAAGAGGAGAUCUCCGACCUCACCGACCAGCUGGGGGAGGGCGGCAGGGGUGCUCACGAACUGGAGAAGAUCCGGAAGCAGCUGGAGCAAGAGAAGGCCGAGCUCCAGUCAGCGCUGGAAGAGGCAGAAGGUUCUCUGGAGCACGAAGAGAGCAAGACCCUCCGAGCCCAGCUGGACUUCAGCCAAGUGAAGGCCGACGUGGAGCGCAAGCUGGCUGAGAAGGAGGAGGAGAUGGAGCAGGCCAAGAGGAGCUCCCAGCGGGCGCUCGAGGCGCUGCAGUCCUCUCUGGAAGCUGAAAGCAGGAGCCGCAAUGAGGCCCUGAGGGUCAAGAAGAAGAUGGAUGGCGACCUCAACGAGAUGGAGAUCCAGCUCAGCCAGGCCAACAGGCAGGCGGCCGACGCCCACAAGCAGCUCAAGAGCCUCCAGGCGUUCCUGAAGGACUCUCAGCUGCAGCUGGACGACGUCCAGCACGGCAACGAGGACCUGAGAGAGAGCGUGGCUCUCCUGGAGCGCAGAAACCACCUGAUCCAGGCCGAGCUGGAGGACCUGAGGGCGGCCCUGGAGCAGACGGAUCGGAGUCGCAAACUGGCCGAACAGGAGCUGACCGACGCCACGCAGCGCACGCAGCUGCUGCACGCCCAGAACACGGGCCUGAUCAACCAGAAGAAGAAGCAGGAGGCGGACCUCGUGCACCUGCAGAACGAGAUGGAGGAGGCCGGACAAGAGAACCGCUACGCCGAGGAGAAGGCCAAGAAGGCCAUCACGGACGCGGCCCUGAUGGCCGAGGAGCUGAAGAAGGAGCAGGACACCAGCGGCCAUCUGGAGCGCAUGAAGAAGAACACGGAGCAGACCAUCAAAGACCUGCAGCGGCGCCUGGACGAGGCCGAGCAGGUCGCCAUGAAGGGCGGCAAGAAGCAGCUCCACCAGCUGGAGGCGCGCAUCAAAGAGCUGGAGAACCAGCUGGAGGCGGAGCAGAGGAGGGGCGCCGAGGCCGUCAAGGGGGUCCGCCAGUACCAGCGCCGCAUCAAGGAGCUCACCUACCAGACCGAGGAAGACCGCAAGAACACGGCCCGCGUCCAGAACCUGGUGGACAAGCUGCAGCUGAAGGUCAAGUCCUCCAAGCACGCGGCCGAGGAGGCGGAGGAGGGCGCCAACGGCAACGUGGCCCGACUACGCAAGCUGCAGCACGAGCUGGAGGAGGCCGAGGAGAGGGCCGACAUCGCCGAGGCACAGGUCAACAAGCUGAGGGCCAAGACCAGGGACUCCAGCAAGGGCCGGGGCCAGUGAGCAGCUCCAGCUGUGGACGACUCCUGGAAACAGAAGCAAGUUCAUCAACAUGUAAACCUCCAGGUUCUGAUCCUCCUGCUUUCAUUAAAGACGAACAGGAAGUCA
Pseudoliparis swirei is the source of this 5940-nucleotide messenger RNA. It is a transcript of the gene myh6, whose product is annotated as myosin, heavy chain 6, cardiac muscle, alpha. The record is from RefSeq and is a predicted model, not a curated record. The coding region runs from base 46 to 5835 and encodes 1929 amino acids. The transcript has a single exon. Lineage: Eukaryota; Metazoa; Chordata; Actinopteri; Perciformes; Liparidae. Gene Ontology annotation, molecular function: ATP binding; cytoskeletal motor activity; actin filament binding. Gene Ontology annotation, cellular component: myosin complex.